Messenger RNA from Spodoptera littoralis (African cotton leafworm), 429 nucleotides. The record is from the annotation of a GenBank genome assembly. NCBI's taxonomy places the organism in Eukaryota, Metazoa, Arthropoda, Insecta, Lepidoptera, Noctuidae.
AUGGAUCAAAAAAGAAUAUGUUUAUUUGUGAUAGCUAUGUUUUUGGCUUCUGGAAGUGAUGCCAUGUCUAGACAACAGUUGAAGAAUUCUGGGAAAAUGCUGAAGAAAAAUUGUAUGAAUAAGAUCGGUGUUACAGAAGACCAAGUUGGCAGUAUAGAUAAGGGAAAAUUCAUAGAAGAUAGAAAAGUUAUGUGCUAUAUAGCGUGCAUCUAUGAAUUGACGAAUGUGAUAAAGAAUAAUAAAUUAAAUUAUGAAGCUUCAAUCAAACAGAUUGACCUCAUGUAUCCACCUGAUGUGAAGGAAUCGGCAAAGGCUGCUGUGGAAAAAUGCAAAGACGUCCAAAAGAAAUACAAGGACAUCUGCGAAGCUUCGUUUUACGCAGCGAAGUGCAUGUACGAGUAUAAGCCAGAAGAUUUUAUUUUCGCAUAA